AUGGGCGAGAACGACUCACAUCAAAUUGGCAACUUGAAGCAAGCCUUGGUUGCUGGUGCCUGUGCUGGUACAGCCGUUGAUACAGCUCUUUUUCCCUUGGAUACCAUCAAAACUAGAUUGCAAUCACAGCAAGGGUUUUUGGCCUCGGGCGGCUUUCGUGGAGUCUACUCUGGAUUACUGACCGCUGUUAUUGGAAGUGCUCCUGGAGCUUCGUUGUUUUUCGUCACAUAUGAGGCAACCAAACGCUUGAUAGGCGCCACCGUCGACAAUGCUCAAUAUGCACCACUCAUCCACAUGGCAGCUGCUUCUUGUGGUGAAACUGUCGCUUGUACAGUGCGCGUGCCCACAGAAGUCAUCAAACAGCGUAUGCAAACCAAGCAAUUCACAAAGACUUCUGCCGCUGUAUCGCAUGUUUUACGUACAGAGGGUGUUUUGGGCAUGUAUCGUGGAUUCCUGUCUACUGUGGCCAGAGAGAUCCCAUUCACAUGUAUCCAAUUCCCAUUGUACGAGUACUUUAAACGCACAUAUGCUACUAUCAAGGGUCGCCGCACCGAGCCAUACGAAGCUGCAUUGAUGGGUUCAUUAGCCGGUGCUAUUGCUGCUGCUGCUACAACUCCAUUGGAUGUGUGCAAAACUCGCAUUAUGCUCUCGACCAAGAACCAAAGCACAAAGCAUUAUGAUGGCAUCAUUUCUACUAUGAAGCGAAUUGCUGCAGAGGAAGGACCCCGUGCUCUGUUCUCUGGUAUUGGUCCUCGUGUUAUGUGGAUCUCUAUCGGUGGAAGCAUCUUUUUAGGUGUUUAUGAAAAGGCGCUCAAGACAUUUGUACAGCUUCGUGUUUUAGAUGAACGAUUUUAG
Molecule: messenger RNA, 855 nt
Organism: Mucor velutinosus
Lineage: Eukaryota; Fungi; Mucoromycota; Mucoromycetes; Mucorales; Mucoraceae
Product: Chitin synthase
Exons: 3
Coding region: 1-855 (284 amino acids)
Biological process (GO): transmembrane transport
Cellular component (GO): mitochondrial inner membrane
Molecular function (GO): S-adenosyl-L-methionine transmembrane transporter activity
Source: RefSeq, a predicted model, not a curated record